Molecule: messenger RNA, 1489 nt
Organism: Ictalurus punctatus (channel catfish)
Lineage: Eukaryota; Metazoa; Chordata; Actinopteri; Siluriformes; Ictaluridae
Gene: slc39a11
Product: solute carrier family 39 member 11
Exons: 10
Coding region: 146-1168 (340 amino acids)
Biological process (GO): zinc ion transmembrane transport
Cellular component (GO): membrane
Molecular function (GO): zinc ion transmembrane transporter activity
Source: RefSeq, a predicted model, not a curated record
CCAACUUUAUUCCAGUGUCCGCGGUCGAGUCUGAUCUCGCGGUCGAGUCUGAUCUCGCGUGAUCUCAGAGACACGUGUACAGGGAAGCAGGAAGUAAAUAAGGCGCUCUUUGGUCGCUUGGUGUCUGCAUUGGCAGUGAAACAGAAUGCUUGCAGACCGCAGUCCAGUGGUGCAGGCUCUGCUGGGGACACUCUUCACCUGGGGUCUCACAGCUGCAGGGGCUGCGCUCGUCUUCAUCUUCUCCGGCACACAGAAGCGGAUCUUGGAUGGAAGCCUGGGCUUUGCAGCCGGGGUGAUGUUGGCAGCCUCAUAUUGGUCCCUGCUGGCCCCUGCUAUUGAAAUGGCAGAAAAAUCUGGGAAAUAUGGGGCUUUUGCAUUCCUUCCUGUUGCUAUUGGUUUUGUCCUGGGAGCAGCAUUUGUUUAUUUUGCUGAUCUGAUGAUGCCGUUUCUGGGUGUUGAGACAGACCCGCAUUUGGCUUUGACCCUGCCUUCUGACGCCAAACCAGUGAAAGCGAAAGUGGAGGACCCUGUAGCCUCAUCCACAACUGAGGAGCUGUCAAUCAGGAUAGGUAGAGGAGGAUCUCAGUCAGAUAAAAUAGAGAAUGGAGAAGUUCACCAUAGAAGAAAAGCAACCCACUCUGGUCAAGUAGCAGAAGAGAAGGAAGUGAGUGCUAGAUCACAGGAAGUAAUUUGUCAAUCGGCAAGCAGCUGGAGACGGAUAGUGCUGUUAAUCCUGGCUAUAACCAUACACAAUAUUCCUGAGGGCUUGGCUGUUGGGGUAGGUUUUGGAGCUGCAGGAAAAACCUCCUCUGCUACAUUUGAGAGCGCCAGAAACCUGGCUAUAGGAAUUGGCAUCCAGAAUUUCCCAGAAGGCCUUGCAGUUAGUCUGCCUCUGAGAUGCUCUGGAAUGUCCAAAUGGCGAGCCUUCUGGUAUGGGCAGCUCAGUGGGAUGGUGGAGCCGGUGGCAGGGUUGCUAGGCGCCGUUGCCGUGGUACUGGCUGAACCGUUGCUACCCUAUGCACUGGCAUUUGCUGCAGGUGCCAUGGUUUAUGUCGUUGUUGAUGACAUCAUACCUGAAGCUCAAGUCAGUGGCAAUGGGAAGCUGGCUUCCUGGACCUCCAUACUUGGCUUUAUUGUGAUGAUGUCACUGGACGUUGGCCUGGGAUAAAGACUUUUUGUUCAUCAAAAAUGACAGAAGGACUUUACUGGUCUUCUGAAAAAGGGACCAAUUGAACCGUCAUAUCAAAAUCAGGGUUAAUUAAUUGGAGAUUGCCUUGGAGUUUCUUUACUCCUCGUUUUAUUAUUGUUUUUUUUGUUGUUGUUUUUUUUAAUGCAUAGGAAACUUGAUAAAUGAAUAACUAAAUACUUGAAUGUCACUUGAAUAAGAGGUUGUGUGAGGUUGUGGUUUGCUUAUUGCAGUCUAUCCGAUGUUUCACAGCCUCAGUAUGAAGAUCGUUUGUUCAUUAAAACUCUAAAUUGUCUUCCUUCA